AGAGUUAAAGGAUCUGUAAUGGUCAUAGAAUAAUCCAUUAACAUCAAAGCUUUAUUAGUAAACAGCUUAGAGAAUCAGAAUCUACGUCACGCCGCGUGUUUUAGGUCACGCUCAGGAGCACAAAAAGCUGUAUUCCCAGAAGCUGCUUUGUAACUUGUGGAAUUGGAUUGUGGAUUGUGGAUGCUUAGCAAAUUAAUAGUGAGAAACCAUAGACCAGGGAAACCGGGGCGAAGGUGACUCGAACCAGAUGAAGCCUUGUGUGAGAUGAUCAGGAUGAAGUCCUCACGGAGUUUCAUCUUUUUACUCUGUCCCGUCAUGGUAGUGUUAUUCCUCUACUAUUCGUCUUUCAAAAUGCACCUACGGAGCCCAGUCCAGAAAUCUCAGGCUGAUUUGGAUAGGCUUCUCUCCGUGGGACGUGUAGUAGCCACAGAAUACGACAAGCAGGGAUUCCUUACCAAGCCUGACAGAAAACUGCCUCUGGAGCUUCAGUAUACAUUUGGUAAUCUCAGUAAAGGCGAGUGUAAACCCGGUUACGCAGAGGCCAAGAUGACUUCAAUCUAUCCAAAGUUUUCAAAACCUGCCCCCAUGUUCCUCGAUCCAAAUUUCAGGCGGCUAUCAAAGAUCAACACUUACGUGCCUCCGUUUGGAGUAAGAAAACAAGAAUAUAUCAUUGAUCGCAUUUUAAAAGCUACAAAGAGAUAUUCACUUGGUUCAGAACUUGACAGUAUAAGUUGUAAGAAGUGUAUUAUCAUUGGCAACGGAGGCAUUCUGUCCAACAAGUCCCUGGGAUCCCAAAUCGAUCAGUAUGAUGUUGUUGUACGACUGAACGGGGCUCCAGUCGCCGGGUUCGAGAAGGACGUAGGUUCGAAGACCACCAUGCGUAUCACGUACCCCGAAGGAGCCAUCCAGAAACCGGAGCGCUACGAGAAGAGCUCGCUUUUCGUCUUCUCUGCCUUUAAACCCAUGGACUUCAGAUGGCUGCGUCACAUGGUGCUUAAUGAAAAGAUGUGGAUAACGACGGGAUUCUGGAAGUCUGUGGCACGUGUCGUUCCCAGAGAGCCAGAAGACAUGCGCAUCCUGAACCCCUAUUUCAUCCAGGAAGCUGCUUUCAAUUUCAUCGGCCUUCCACACAACAAUGGCAUCAUGGGAAUAGGGAAUAUUCCUACAUUGGGGACUGUUGCGAUUACGAUGGCUCUUCAUAACUGUGAUGAGGUGGCGGUGGCUGGAUUCGGAUAUAACAUGAGCACACCUUACGCACCUCUGCACUACUACGAGAAACUCAGGAUGUCUGCAAUCAAAGAGUCAUGGACACACAACAUAACCAAAGAAAAAGAGUUUCUGCGAAAGCUGGUGAAGGGUGGCGUCAUACAGGAUCUGACCCACGGGAUCUGAUGUCACAUCCUCGUCAUGCAGCGGAUAGAUAGUAUUCACCAUAUCACUGGUGUCCGGCAUCCCAGCCGAUGGACUCGCAGGAACACGAGCCGUCAAACGUCCAGAGAUGUUUGAGCCAAUUGCAUGAGGCCACCAGAGGAAGUGACCUCACUUCAUAUGCUAGAUGGUAACUUCAACUCAGAUAUGGUAAUGCUUGUUUUAAGAUGCCACGUAGAUGAGAAAGAGUAGACCCGACAGAGACUGAAAAGUGCUGCUUUCUCCUGUUUUUUUUUACUCCACUGUAUUCAGUAUUUAUUAGACAGUAUUUUAAUCACAUCAUUUAAGAUGCUUUAUUUUUGAAGCCGAGUCAGCUUGAUUGCUUUAAUAUCGUUCUCUUCAAUCUCAGGCAAUGCACAGCAGCACACAACAACUGAUUGUCACUGUUGAUUUUCUGCUGCUCAGCUUCCACUUGUUUCUGCGCCUUGCACAUGUAUAUCCAUCUCUGUGUAUAACCUGAUCUUGAGACCAGGUGGAUUAAAGUAUUAUCAAGAUUCCUACAUUCAGUCUGAAAUGGGCUGUUCAUUUGAACUGUAGAUUAAUGUGUAAUAUGUCCAUUGUUUUUCUAUGUAAACACGCACUAGAUGGACAUAUAUGACCAUUAUGCUCGUGUCUCAUGUCUUUUGCAGCAUCUCACACACUUUUUACAUGCAGCGCCAAUCAUCAAUGUCAGUUCCAAAACAGUGUACCAAUCCAAAGACCCAGGAGGCGGGACAAGCGUUGCAAGCUUUAAUUUACAGAAGCAAGUUGGAAUAGCAACUGUUCUGCACUUUUUUCUAAACUAUUCCUGAGCGCUGCGUCU
Messenger RNA from Carassius auratus (goldfish), 2230 nucleotides. RefSeq names its product CMP-N-acetylneuraminate-beta-1,4-galactoside alpha-2,3-sialyltransferase-like. Lineage: Eukaryota; Metazoa; Chordata; Actinopteri; Cypriniformes; Cyprinidae. The transcript has 12 exons. Bases 265 to 1392 code for a protein of 375 amino acids. Gene Ontology annotation, molecular function: sialyltransferase activity. The record is from RefSeq and is a predicted model, not a curated record.